AAUAGCAACUAGAGCAGACGACCCUAGAGGGCCUAAGAGGCUCACGCGAAACUUCAGGAAGGCAAGAAACAGCAGUGAGUCAGUACGGACUACGGUCAGUAUACACAAGUCCAGGUCCAGUGUCAGUUGCGCGUGCGACCCAGUGUGACGGUGGCAAGUGUUUUUGUGUUGACAAGUGUUUACAAAGAUUAUUGUGACGCAAUAUCGGUAUCAAGAGACAGAGAAAAACGAUAUUUAAGGAGAAAUGGAUGGCAGCCAAUCAAAAGCCGUAUGUGAAAUCAUCGAUCUUGGUUCUGAUACGGAAUCUGAAUUGGAAAACCAGCUUAAAGUGGAGCCUGGACUUGAUCCAAAUGAAGUGUCCGAGAUUAAAAUAUUAGAAGUUAGAAGCGAAGCGGAAGCUGUUAGCUCAACGUCCAUCGACAUAACAGUUUUACUGCACGAACAUAAGAGACUAAUAAAUGAGAACGCUGAGCUAAAAAAAUCAAAUUUAAAAUAUUGUAAAGAACUUGAUACUUUACAAAAGGAGAGAGUUACAAUAAAACAAAUAAAUGAUCUUCUAUGCAACAAAAGGAAAAUUAUUUUGGAUUUAGAAGAAACAAUAGGAUCACUGACUAUAGAGUUGAACAGAGCAAAAUGGCAAUUGCAAGUGGCUGAAGAAUCUCAAAAACGAUCCGAACAAAAAAAUAUAAAAACUGUCAAACUCCAAGGCUGCCAGACUGAGUUUGAAGUUAUCGAAAAAUCUAUCUUUCAUGAACUUGAACAGAAUACACAACGUAAAACUGUGAUCAUAGAAGAUGUGAAAAAGAGAUUAGACAGCACUUCGAAGAGAUUGGAGGACCUUUCACAAGAUUUUAAAGAAAACGUUAAAAAGCAAAAGCAUUUGGAGUCUUCAUUGGAAAUGGCAAAGAAAGUAGAGAAUGAACUACGCUGUCAACUUACUAAGCUCUCUGAAGCUGCUGGAAAGGCUUUUGCAGAAAUCCAGGAUAUGAUUUCUAGAAAAAAGAACGAAUUGAUUACAGUCAAAGAUGAUAGCGAAAUUGAGAAAAAAGAGGAAGAGGGAAUUUCAAUCGAGCAGCGAACGUUAUUGAAAAGUCCAACGGAAACAGUGGAGAUGAAUAUUGAGAUUGCGAGUUCGGCCAUGACAAAACACAAUGAAAUUCAGAAAAUAUUAAAAUCCAAGACAUAUUCAUGUGAUGAAUGUGGUAGAGAAUAUCCUAACCUAAAAGCUGUCAAGAGACAUCAACGCCAACAUUCAGAAAUAAACUUCAAAUGCAAAUUGUGCCGAAAAGUCUAUGCUCUUAAACAAAAUUGUAUUCAACAUCUCCAGGUUUUACACCAUAUAAAUCAGAAUGUUGGAAAUUUUAUUUCCACUGUAAAGAAACUGGAGUAAGUUUUCCAAACUAACCCCAACAAUGUACAUUUAUGUUGUAUAUAAGAAGACCAGUAUUAUUAUCAUAGUAUUUUUAUAUUUUUGUACCGCUUCCUUUAUAUUCAUCAAUAUAUUAAAGAUUUGAAAUAAUAAAAUUAUUUGUUUUC
Belonocnema kinseyi is the source of this 1536-nucleotide messenger RNA. Its product is annotated as myoneurin-like. Bases 245 to 1390 code for a protein of 381 amino acids. Lineage: Eukaryota; Metazoa; Arthropoda; Insecta; Hymenoptera; Cynipidae. The transcript is spliced from 9 exons. The record is from RefSeq and is a predicted model, not a curated record.